AUCUAAAAAUGAGGAGAAGCAGAGGAUUGACCGACCGUGGCCGUGGGAGUGAGCGCGAUGACGAGCGGCGGCGAGGUGAAGAAGGAAGGCGGCGCUCCGCGCGCGUCCUCGAAGCCCUGCGACGCCUGCAGCCUCUCCCCAGCUGUCCUCCACUGCCGCGCCGACGCCGCCUUCCUCUGCGGCGCUUGCGACGCCACCGUUCACGGCGCCAACGGUCUGGCCUCCUGCCACGCUCGCGCUUGGCUCUGCGAGGUCUGCGAGGCCGCCCCCGCCGUCGUGAUCUGCAAAUCCGACGCUGCCACCCUCUGCGCCACCUGCGAUGCCGACAUCCACUCCGCCAACCCCCUCGCCCGCCGCCAUCAGCGAGUCCCCAUCUCCCCCUUCCUAGGCCCCGCCGCCUCCUCCCUCCAGGAUGACGCCUCAGCCUAUUCUCUCCUCCACCAGGAGGCGACGCCGGCGCAGUUCUUCUUCUCCGACGCCGACGCCUACCUCGAUCUCGAUUAUGCCACGUCAGAUCAGGAGGAGACCAAGACCGUUAACGGAGCGGAUCCGUCCUGCCUCCGCUCGCCCGGCUGCAGCUACUUCGAUCUCAACGUGACCGGAUCCAAGCUCGAGUCCGAUGUUUCAUUUUCCCACAGCGAGUCAUCAGAGGCGGCGGUGGUGCCGGAUGUGUCGCAGGUGCCGUCAGCAGCAACGGCGUGUCUUCCGUGCACGGACCCGGCCAUGGCGCGCGCGGAGCGGGAGGUGAGGCUGAUGCGGUAUCGGGAGAAGAGAAAGAGCCGGCGGUUCGAGAAGACGAUAAGGUACACGUCGAGGAAGGCCUACGCGGAGGCGCGGCCGAGGGUGAAGGGGCGGUUCGUGAAGCGGGUCGAGGCUGAGAUCGACAGAAUCUACUCUUCGGCGGCGGAGGCGGUGGCGGCUCUCAUGGUCCCGCAGGAGGGUGACUACUAAACGAGUAAUAAAAUAAAACUAUAACUUUGAAUGUUAUGGCAAAUAAAUAUUGUUUCACUCUGUUAAUCUCAUAAAAAAACAAUAUUGUUAUAUUUUUACAAAAGAUAAGAAUUUAAAUCA
Messenger RNA from Zingiber officinale, 1071 nucleotides. Its product is annotated as zinc finger protein CONSTANS-LIKE 3-like. The coding region runs from base 58 to 951 and encodes 297 amino acids. Lineage: Eukaryota; Viridiplantae; Streptophyta; Magnoliopsida; Zingiberales; Zingiberaceae. The transcript has 2 exons. Gene Ontology annotation, biological process: regulation of flower development. The record is from RefSeq and is a predicted model, not a curated record. Gene Ontology annotation, molecular function: zinc ion binding; protein binding.